CCGUUUAACAUCACCGGCUUCACGCUGUUCAGUCCUGAAAUAAAGCGGCUAACAUCCACGCCGGAGUCCUUAAAUCAGUCCAACAAUCAUUUUCCUGGAUUCGCUAAUUCUGUCGAAGACGUGUGUCUUGUCUCCGUCGUAUUGGAUAUCAAUCCUGAAGAUUUGCCGAGCUGGGUGGGAAUGUAGAGCAGCACCAUUGUUUUAAUCAGCUCGUGAAGUUGGACCCUCACCCUGUCUGAAAAGAAAUCAAAAUUCAACAGACACGCCUCAGAUGCUGUUCGCGAUCAGAUUUCGGAAAUAACUGCCACAAUAGGAUUUUAUGUUUUUUUUUUUUUUUCUCAGUCGUUGACAUUUACCUUCAUGGUCUUUCUGUCUAAAACCGGUUUGUUUGCCAUUCUGUGCAUGUAAAUGCGCUACAUUGACAGAUCAGCAUCUGAUAGCCUAAUAUUAGUCUAAUAAUUGUGUGCAUUGCGAACAUUGUCUUAUUUGUUUGAUAUAUUUUUGGAAAAACUCUAUUCAGAUCUGCCUGUAUUGCACUUUACCCAGAUAGAUACGAUUAGACCACAACUUAAAUAGGUCUGCAGUGUUCCCCUGGAUUAAAACACCUGCACGGAUAAAUUAUUUAUUCGUUUUUGCUUUUUUUAAUGCAAAAACCUCCUUUAAGCAAAAUGUGGUUAUUAGACGGUCACAGCCAGGCAUGCAUUAUUAAAACCCUGCUUAAUUAUUAGUUACUCGGUUUCCUGCCGGAAAGAAGUCUUGACAUUUGCAGUCUGACAGGAAUCCAGGAGGUAGAUUGCUUCGCUUUCGACUCUUGUUUUUGAUCCAACUAAAUCUCCAGCUGUCAAGACAUUCCACUAAACUUUGCUUUUACACUAUUAAAAGCGACAAUGUCUUAUCUAUGCCGUUCAAAACGGAGAAAAUCAACCCAGUGAGGACGAUGCUGGCCAUUUUUGGACACGACACGCUUCACUCAGAGAUUACUCGGGACUCCUGUGACAGACAUAUCUAGAUGAGAUUUAUUUUAUGAACUCGAGGUUGUCGGGAAGCAUUUCGAUCGUUUUAUAACACGUCUUCUCGUGGAUAUAUCGACAUACAUCAUGGGCGACGCUAAUUUGAACAACUCCAACGUGAAGGUGGCGGUUCGGGUCCGGCCCAUGAACCGGAGAGAAAAGGAUCUGAACACAAAAUGUGUUGUAGAAAUGGAGGGGAAUCAAACACAUCUUUACCCGUCAAACCUGGGGAAGGAUUCCAGCAGGGGUCAGCCAAAGACCUUCGCCUAUGACUACUGUUUUUGGUCAAUGGAUGAGUCGGAAACAGAGAAGUUUGCUGGCCAAGAUGUAGUGUUUCAGUGCCUUGGGGAGAGUCUUUUGCACAAUGCCUUUCAUGGUUACAACGCCUGUAUUUUUGCAUAUGGGCAGACUGGCUCGGGGAAGUCAUACACCAUGAUGGGUUCGGUGGACCAGCCUGGUCUGAUCCCCAGACUCUGCAGUUCUCUGUUUGAGCGGACCGUGCAACACCAGCGAGAGGAAGAGAGCUUCACCGUGGAAGUCUCUUAUAUGGAAAUCUACAACGAGAAAGUUCGGGACCUCUUGGACCCCAAAGGGAGUCGGCAGGCCUUGAGAGUGAGAGAACAUAAAGUUUUGGGGCCUUAUGUCGAUGGUCUAUCAAGGCUUGCAGUAGAAAGUUACAAGGACAUUGAAUCCUUGAUGUCUGAGGGGAAUAAAUCCCGCACUGUGGCGGCCACCAACAUGAAUGAGGAGAGCAGUCGCUCCCAUGCGGUUUUCAAUAUCAUCCUCACGCACACACUGAAAGACCUUCAGUCGGGGACAAGUGGUGAAAAGGUUAGUAAGCUGAGUUUGGUGGACCUGGCAGGAAGUGAGAGAGCUGCAAAGACAGGCGCUGCAGGCGAGCGGCUCAAGGAAGGCAGCAACAUUAACAAGUCUUUAACCACUCUGGGUUUGGUGAUCUCAGCUCUGGCAGACCAAGGUGCUGGAAAGAACAAGAACAAGUUUGUGCCCUACAGAGAUUCGGUGCUGACAUGGCUGCUCAAGGACAGUCUGGGUGGAAACAGUCGGACUGCUAUGGUUGCCACUGUAAGUCCUGCAGCAGAUAAUUUUGAUGAGACGCUGUCAACAUUACGCUACGCAGACCGAGCAAAGAGCAUCGUCAACCAUGCCGUGGUCAACGAAGACCCCAAUGCCAGGAUUAUCCGGGAGCUCCGAGAGGAGGUGGAGAAACUGCGAGAUCAGCUGACACAGGCUGAGUCUAUGAAGGCACCAGAUCUGAAGGAGAGACUAGAGGAAUCUGAAAAAUUGAUACAGGAGAUGACGGUCACCUGGGAAGAGAAGCUGAGGAAGACUGAGGAAAUUGCACAAGAGAGACAAAAACAGCUGGAGAGUCUUGGCAUCUCUCUGCAGUCAUCUGGUAUCAAGGUUGGAGAAGAUAAGUGCUUCCUGAUCAACCUCAACGCUGACCCUGCCCUUAAUGAACUAUUGGUUUAUUAUCUGAAAGAACACACUAAGGUUGGAUCAGCAGAUUCACAGGACAUCCAGCUGUGUGGAAUGGGCAUCCAAGCAGAACAUUGUGUCAUUAACAUCACACCUGAGGGAGCGGUCUUUCUCAAUCCUUACAGAAACUCAAGAACAUGUGUAAAUGGAUCUCCAGUCACCAGCCGGCAACAGCUUCACCAUGGUGACCGUAUUCUUUGGGGAAACAAUCACUUCUUCAGAAUAAACCUACCGAAGCGGCGCUUGCGGGGCGAAGAAGAGGAGGGUGAGGGCGGGAACAUGAAGAACAGUAACAGCAGUGAACAGCUGGAGGGAGAGGGAGACACGACCAGCGAGGUGUCCAGUGAGGUCAGCUUCAGCUACGAGUUUGCUCAGACUGAAGUCAUGAUGAAGGCUCUGGGCAGCAACGACCCCAUGCAGGCUGUUUUGCAGUCUCUAGAGCGCCAACAUGAGGAGGAGAAGCAGACUGCUCUUGAGCGUCAGCGGCUGAUGUAUGAGCAGGAGCUGCAGCAGCUGCGCAAACAGCUGACUCCAGACAGACAGAGCAUGCAGAUACCGCAGUCGCAGCCCUUGCAGCCACAGUACCGCAGCUUGGAGAGACUGAGCCAGGGAGGAAUGUCUUCUUCACCCAGCGCCCAACAUCGUCUGCGCCAGUGGAGCGAGGAGAGAGAGGUGGUGCUGACGCGGAGCUUCAGGAAACUGAGGGAGCAGAUCGUAAAGGCUAAUCUGUUAGUGCAGGAGGCGAACUUCAUCGCUGAAGAGCUGGACAAGAGAACCGAAUACAGAGUUACUCUACAGAUCCCUGCUGCAAACCUUAAUGCCAACAGAAAGCGAGACGCUGUAUUGAGCGAACCUGCCAUUCAAGUGAGGAGGAAAGGCAAAGGGAAGCAAAUAUGGGCCCUUGAGAAGAUGGAAAACCGGCUAGUGGACAUGAGAGAGCUUUAUCAGGAGUGGAAGGACUUUGACGAAGACAACCCUGUAAUACACUCAUACUUCAAGAGAGCCGACCCUUUCUUUGAUGAGCAGGUGAACCACAGUUUAAUUGGGGUGGCCAACGUUUUCCUCUCCUGCCUGUUCUAUGACGUAAAGCUACAAUAUGCGGUUCCCAUCAUCAAUCAGAAAGGAGAGGUUGCCGGGCGGCUGCACGUGGAGGUGAUGAGAGUGGGUGGAGGAUUUGAUGACAGCGUAGGCGGAGGAGAUGACAGUGAUGGAAGCCCAGACGGUGAUGAACAGGAACGCAAACUGGUCUGUAUGAUUAAGAUCCUGCAGGCUAAUGGUCUCCCGCAGUACCUGUCCAAUUUUGUCUUCUGUCAGUACUCUUUCUGGGACCAAGCAGAGCCUAUUAUUGUUGCACCAGAAGUGGAUCCAUCUGCCUCCUUCUCCAGCAGCAAAGAUCCCCACUGCAUGGUGGUGUUUGACAGCUGUAAGGAGUAUGCUGUGACUGUAACAGAGGAUUUUAUUGAGUAUUUAACAGAGGGUGCUGUAGCCAUUGAGGUAUACGGACACAGGCUGGCUGAUCCAGGCAGGAACCCCGCACUGUGGGACCUCAGCAUCAUCCAGGCCAAAACACGCACUUUACGUGACAGGUGGAGCGAGGUAACACGCAAGUUGGAGAUGUGGGUGCAGAUUUUGGAGCUGAAUGAGAACGGCGAGUACAUGCCGGUGGAGGUGGUGCCAGCACGAGAUGUUCGCACGGGGGGCGUCUUCCAGCUCAAACAGGGCCAGUCUCGGCGGAUUCAGGUGGAGGUGCGUUCAGUGCAAGACUCCGGCACGAUGCCUUUGAUAGCAGAGAUCAUCCUGGGAGUGUCCAUCGGCUGCGUGGAGAUCAGGCAGGUGCGGAUGACUAAAAACAAUGAGCCACAAGAGCUUGAGGGUGAUGAAAUGGACAGUUAUCAGGAGCAAGAUUUGGAGCGUCUGCGACGUCAGUGUCUCACUGCUCUCACUAAGAGACAAGAGUAUCUGGACCAACAUCUUCAGACUUUGGUCAGCAAAGCAGAUAAGUCUGAGGAUGAUGUAGAGAGGGAGGCCCAGCUGCUUGAGUGGCGUUUGACGCUCACAGAGGAGAGGAAUGCAGUGAUGGUGCCCUCUGCUGGCAGUGGAAUACCAGGAGCUCCUGCUGAGUGGGUACCAGUGCCUGGGAUGGAAACUCACAUUCCAGUGCUCUUUCUUGACCUGAGCGCUUACGACUUCAGCUCUCAGGACAACCUAGACGUUCCCGAGGCAGGCGGCUGGGAUGGCACUCUUAGCUCUGAAGAUGAGGAUGAAUUUUUUGACCUUCAGAUUGUCAAACACUAUGAUGAAGAGGUGAAAGCCGAAGCUUCGUGGGACUCCACGGUUCAUGAAUGUCCACAGCUGAGUCGAGGUGCUGCCCCAGAUCAGAGAGUAUAUCUGAUUGUCCGCACCGUGGUGCAGCUCAGCCACCCUGCAGAGAUGCAGCUCGUCCUGCGCAAACGCAUCUGUGUGAACCUCACUGGACGACAGGGUUUUGCUCAAAAUUUCUUGAGGAGAAUGUCCACCAGGAGCACUAUUCCUGGCUGUGGUGUGACCUUUGAAGUUGUCUCCAACAUCCCAGGGCAGGACAGCCAGAGCUCAGAGGACAGGGAGAUGCUGGCUCGUGUGGCCGCCAGCGCUGAGAACCCUAAAUCCUCAGAUAAUGAAGCUGCCAUAGAGAAGUACCUGCGGAGCGUCCUGGCUGUGGAGAACAUCCUCACACUGGACCGUCUGAGACAGGAGGUGGCAGUGAAGGAGCAUUUGGCAGGUAAAGGCAAGGGCAGCAAACGCAGUCUCAGCUCUCCGAGUGUGCACCGGUUAUCUGGAAGCAGACAGGAUCUGUCAUUAAACUCCGUGCUGGAUGACAACAAGAAUCGAUGGGAGAGUCAGCAGGAUAUCUUUGCGACAUCCUCUCAGUUCAGCAAAACACUGCCACGACCAUCCAGACCUCCUACCCCACCUACACAGAAUCAGGACCCUGAGCAAGGUUUUUCAGGGCUUGCUGCUUCUUAUAUCUCCCCAGUCAAGGCCCUGGUUCCUCAGAUGCCAAAGCUUCUCAAGUCCCUGUUCCCUGUGCGUGAUGACAAGAAAGAUUUGAGACCCUCUCCACACUCCCAACAGCAUAUGCCACGAAUGAUGAUGCAAACAGCAAACAACCCUGAUGAAGGAAGAGUAAGAAUAGAACCGGCUGCAGUAAUGGGGAAGAGUCCUGCUUCAGAUGGGCCUGAUGCCCCGUCCUCUAUGCAUGAUCUGCAUGAUCUGCUUCUGAGCCCCAUCAGCGAGUCUUCCAGUGGCUAUUUUUCUACUAGCGUCUCCACUGCCACCCUUUCCGAUGUCUCCAUAGCCUGCGGGGACCUUACCCCUACUCCCAAUUCCCAAGCGGGUCCCGUAGCGUCCAGCCACGACAACGAAGACUGUCUACUACCCCCUGUUAAUGCCUCUGUUGCUCCUGUAGAAGCUGGGCUAAGAUCUGACAGGCCUAGAAAAGAGGAAGAUACCCAGGUGGCCCACAGGAAUGGUGUCACCACCUCUCAGCAGGAAGCACAGCUAAAUGCAACCCCUCUCCUGGUGUUGAGUACCUCCACAGACAGCCCUUUCUCCACCCAGAAGGUCAAAGCCAAUGAACUCAGGUCUUUCUGUAACAUUCUCGGAGAUGGAAAAGCAACCACAACUCAAGUGCAACAAACGAACAGCUUGGAGAAGCUAGAGAUAACCUUCGAGGAUGUGGAACCCAAGGAACUUGCUUGGCUCAAGGUGGGAGGUAGAGUCACUGUCGGAUCCAGCAUGUCUGGCACAGUACGCUACAUUGGCCCGACACACUUCUCAGAAUUCGUAUGGGUCGGGGUCGAGUUGGACACUCCCUCAGGUAAGAAUGAUGGUUCUGUUGAGGGCCACCAGUACUUCCAGUGCAAGCCUGGUUACGGGGUGCUAGUCCGUCCAGAUAGACUGACUCGAUGGGAAGCUUCCAAAAGGCACAACGAAAAUCACCGCAGCGGGGAGUUCAGUCAGCAACUGAGGGGAGGAGCCAGCACUGCCAUUCAGAAAGGAGAGAAUCGCAAAUCCUGGACCAGCUAAUUAACUAUGAGCUGAGCCGGACAGAACCUCUGCUUCCAACAUCUGAAUCUAAUCGAGGUGGUCAACUCCAUCCAUCACUGUGCUUGGGCAAACCCAACUUUGCAUGGAGGAUGGUACAACAUUCCCUUUCAAGCUCCUCUAUCAGUUCCGGUGCUAUGCUAAUGUGUAGCAUGUGGGAGUGCUAUCAAAUUUUAACAUGCUGCUUCAGUUGUGUUCCUUGAUUUGUUUGCUUGUUUGUUAACUCAAGCAAGUCUCCUGGAGUCGACCAUAAAUGAAUCUUCCGGGUCUUUGAGAUUGAGUCCAUUUUUGGACUUGAUGCUACAAAUGAUGCUUGAUUUAUCUUCUCUGCACAGUCAGUAAUCGAUUUUUAGUUUCCUGAAUGUGCCUUUUAAGUCAAGCCAUUUCUUGUUUGUCAUCCCUCAUUGCACCUUCCAACACUAGUUAGAAUGUGGUAAAUGGUAUGGUAGGCAUGUAAGAGAUUAUCUCAGGGAUCCGAUCAGAGUCAUUGGAUACACCCAGUAGUGUUUUCAGCUGUAAGCCACUAUCAAGCAAUCAAGCCACUAUCAAAUCUGGCUUUUCAUGGAGUGAAGGGGGUUGCAUGUAUUUUGGGAUAGGUGCCAUCCUGAGCAGGUCACUGCAGGUUUUUGAUGCAAGUUUCAUGUUGUGAAGUACUAUUAUUACUUGACCAGUGAUUGGACGACAAGGUACACAAGAUGGGAUGUUUUAUUUGGUUUGGUGUCAUUGGAAGACUUGCCUAUCAGUAUUUUAGGAGGUAACUGCCUGCUUGGUGUGUAUCCUUAAUUGCAUGUGGUGAAUUUUUAGACUUGACUGAAUUGGCACAUUCAGGCUUAAUUGACUGGCUUAAUUAGGCCCUCUCUUAAUGGUUUUGUUGAUUGGACUGAAAAAAAAAGGAUUUUAGAGUGGCUUAUUUACAAUCUGAUGGGUUGGGGCACAUUUUACUAAGCAGCCUUUUAAUUGGACUUGGAUUAUUGGAACUACUUUAACCUCAAAUAACUUUGUGCUGCAAUUUAGUGACAGUUAAAGUAGCUUGGUUUGAUUGGUUUCUGAAGGACUGUCUUCCACAAGAAGGUCACAGUAGAAGCACAUUCCAGUUUUGUGUAUUGGACCAAUUACUGGCAAUAACUUCAUCUUAUUUAUUCAAAUUAAAAGCUCUAAAAGUGAUUUUUUUUUU
Molecule: messenger RNA, 7764 nt
Organism: Carassius carassius (crucian carp)
Lineage: Eukaryota; Metazoa; Chordata; Actinopteri; Cypriniformes; Cyprinidae
Product: kinesin-like protein KIF13B
Exons: 40
Coding region: 1098-6572 (1824 amino acids)
Biological process (GO): regulation of protein localization; microtubule-based movement
Cellular component (GO): adherens junction
Molecular function (GO): microtubule binding; cell adhesion molecule binding; ATP binding
Source: RefSeq, a predicted model, not a curated record